Messenger RNA from Rhineura floridana, 967 nucleotides. Its product is annotated as HLA class I histocompatibility antigen, B alpha chain-like. Gene Ontology annotation, biological process: immune response. The transcript is spliced from 3 exons. NCBI's taxonomy places the organism in Eukaryota, Metazoa, Chordata, Lepidosauria, Squamata, Rhineuridae. The coding region runs from base 197 to 967 and encodes 256 amino acids. Gene Ontology annotation, cellular component: external side of plasma membrane. The record is from RefSeq and is a predicted model, not a curated record.
CCCUCCUCUUCGUGGCAACCUUUCAAGUACUUGGAGUGCUAUCAUAUAAUAUCUCCCCUCAGGCUUCUCUUCUCCAGGCUAAACAUGCCCAGUUCUUUCAGUCUCUCCUCAUAGUGCCUUGUUUCCAGUCCCCUGAUUAUCUGCAUUGCCCUCCUCUGAACCUGUUCCAGUUCAUCUGCAUCUUUCUUAAAGUGUGAUGUUCAGAAGUGGAGGCAGUACUCAAGGUUCCUCAUCUCAUUCCAUGGAUGGCAUGUACAGUGCAUUGUGGGAGCCCAGCCAAGGACUGGUCCAGUUCAGUGGGGUAACGUAUGUGGAUGGCCAGCUCGCUACUUACUACGACAGCCAGACGAGGCGGGCCCAGCCUCGCAUCUCAUGGAUGAAGAAUGUGGAGAAGUACUAUCCUCAGUUCUGGGAUAUAAACACUUGGAGAUUUCAGAGCAGCGAGCAGAGGUUCAGAAGGGACCUGGUGAAUCUGCAAAAACACUACAACCAGACCAGAGACCCUCCAACGGUGAAAGUUACACUCAUGGCAGGUCAUGAUGGGCUGGAAACUCUCAUCUGCCAGGCCUACGGCUUCUACCCCAAGGAGAUCGACACCACCUGGAGGAAGGACAGGGAGGUCUUGGAGCAGCAGACUUUCCGCAGGGAUGUGGCACCCAACUCAGACAGGACGUACUACGCCUGGCUCAGCAUCCAGAUAGACCCUGAGGACAAGGACCACUACUGGUGCCACGUGGAGCAUGAUGGUCUUCUGGAGCCUCUAGACGUGGCUUUCAGGGAGCCUGGUGAGAGGCUGGGUGGGAGGGAGGGCUGGCUGGCUAGCUGGGAGAGUGGCAUGCAUGUGGCAGUUCUUCAGGGAGAAUUUUCAUCCAGGGAGGAAAGAGAGACUCCAGGAAGAGACCCUGCAGCAGCAGCAGCAGCAUCGGUUACAGUGAGGACACCCAGGAGGAAACUGUUCGUGUUUUAG